GAUCUAAUUAACUUUGUUAAAACACUUCAUGUCUGGUCACCAAUUAUGCUAUGAAUUGAAAGAGUAUAUAUAGACGAGGAGAUUCUUUCCACUGUCAAAUCUCAUCUUCUUGGCGAGCAAGGGAUGAUUACCUCAAUUCAACCCAUACAGAGGAAGCUUAUGGAAAAAAGUCCAACUUGAGGGAGGGACUUUUAAGAAAUUGUAUUCUUUGAAAUCUAAAUGGAAUUCUUGUGUUAGAGAGAGCCAAAAAAAAGGACCUGGAAUUACAAUUUCAUGUUGGAAUGAAAACAUUUGGGAGUAUGUGAUUGGUUUUUACUUAACAAAGAACGGAAGAAAAAUGUAGUAGUCCAGUUACAGUAUUAAACUGUUAGCAUGAAAGCUUGAUUUUCAAAUUAGAGCAUUUAAAACAAUUAUACAUUGUUACUACUCUCUAUCUAGUACUAAUGGUAAUAAAGCUGCUCAAAAACAAAAUAAACAAACUAAUGAAGGAAAUGCAAUGGGGAUGUAUAGAGUUGAGCUACCUAGACCGUACAUGUUGAUGUUGAACCUUAUUACUUCAUCCAGAAUGUAAAGUCACUUAUCUUCUGCCUUAGAAUUCUAAAUUUUAAAUUCACUGCUUUCGAGUAGGGGCAAGACCUGUUGUACACACACCCUUCUCAGACCCCCCUAGUUUCGUGGAAUCCGAGUAGGUUGUUGUAAUUUCACACACCAACAAAAAUAUGUCCCACAUAUAGGGUGUCUCUUCACAUACAUUACCAUAGGCGUGCAAAGGUAGAAGUGGUUUCCAAAUUAAAGUUAGAGCAUUCAAAACUAUAUGUGUGCAAUACCAAACAACCCAUGCAUAAAAGCUAUAGAACAAGAAGAUACUUGACCAUCCAUCCCACUCUAUGUAUGUAUAGGAAUCAAGAAAACUGGAAUUGGUUUCCCCGCCCAAAGGCAGAUGUACAAGAACAACAAAAAUCAGACCCCAACAAAAAGGGUAGCUAGCGUUAAAGAAAAUUAGAGUGAGGUGGUGUUAUAUGUGUAUUAACGAUCUAGAAAAAGGAUUUGCUUGGCUGACUCAACUGAUAGGGGAUGAUUCUGGAGCAGAUGGAUCAAAAUAUUUCUUCAUUUCGUGAAAAGUUUGGUUGUACAGGGUGCACGCUUCAUUGAGUUUGUUAUGGUAAAACCCAAAUGCUCAAUGAUCUCAAAAUGCAUCUGCAUAUCCGGAGGCACGUCGCCGAAAUACAGCCUCUCGCGAACAUACAAUUUCCCCAUGUGUCUAUGAGCAACUCCCUUAAGAAGCCGGACGAGUUCGUCCUUUUCCCUCCUGAUCCAACCUCGCCUCACGUCACCCCACUGCCUGGGGGUCCCAUGCAAGAAAAAACGAAUGGCAUUUCUCAGGGAGGGGAGAUUCAUCGUGCGAUCUUUACGAAAUGGGUCAAUGAGUGGCCAAGAAACCACCACAGGGCGGCUAUGGAGCGACUUAGAGAGAAGAUGCCUCUCUCUCCUCAAGCGGCGGAACAACACCACGGCCUCUCUCCUCCAACUUCUCGCCUUCAUCCUACGAAACUCCCUGGAGACCAACGUCAACCUCUUCACCAAUCUCGUCACCGCCUUCCCCUCUGCCGACCGGAUCGCCGGAAUCCACUACUCCCGCCGCUUGUUCGACGGAUCUCCCCGGAAAGAUGACAGCUUUCUCUGCAACACUAUGAUAAAAUCAUAUCUUGACACGGGAUACGUCAUGGAUGCUAUGGUUUUCUACAGGAAUUUGAUGGGGAACACGGGGUUUAAGCCUGACAACUACACCUUCUCGAGCUUGGCGAAGUGUUGUUCCUUGAAAGUAGCCUUCUGGGACGGCCUGGGUGUCCAUAAUCAUGCAUUGAAGUGCGGGGUUGUUUCCAAUUUGUAUGUGGCAACGUCUCUGGUCGACAUGUAUGGCAAGCUUGGGCGCAUUGAUUUUGCGCAGAAGGUGUUUGAUGAAAUGAGUGAGAGGAGUUCUGUUUCGUGGACUGCUCUCAUAGGAGGGUACAUGAGGUGUGGUGAUAUGGGUAUUGCAAAGAAGCUUUUUUGCUUGAACCCGGAGAAGGACACUGCAGCUUUUAAUAUGAUGAUUGAUGCUUUUGUGAAGCUGGGAGAUAUGGAGUCAGCAGAGAGCUUAUUUGCUGAAAUGCCAUCAAGAAAUGUGGUGACCUGGACCAGCAUGAUCGAUGGGUACUGCACUACAGGCAGCAUUACAGAAGCAAGACGUCUAUUUGAUAUGAUGCCUGAAAAGAACAUAUGUUCUUGGAAUGCAAUGAUUGGUGGGUACAGUCAAAACAAGCAACCGCAUGAGGCAUUGAGGUUGUUCCAUGAAUUGAGGACGAUGACUAAUUUGGAGAUGGAUGAUGUCACGGCUGUCAGCGUGCUUCCAGCUAUUGCUGAACUGGGUGCUUUAGAUUUGGGCAUCUCGGUUCACCACAUUGUGAAGGCAAAGAAACUGGACAGAAGAAACCCAAAUGUUUCCACUGCACUGGUCGAUAUGUAUGCCAAGUGCGGUGAAAUAGGAAAAGCCACAAGAUUUUUCAAUGAAAUGCAGACCGGUAAAGUGGCAUCCACUUGGAAUGCCAUGAUAAACGGAUUGGCAGUAAACGGAUGUGCCGAGGAAGCAUUGGAAGUAUUCAAACAAAUGACAAGCAGUGGGUGCAAACCAAACAACAUAACCAUGCUAGGUGUUUUGUCAGCUUGCAACCACGCCGGGUUGGUUGAAGAAGGAAAGAGGUGGUUCAGAGCAAUGGAGAAAUAUGGGGUUACACCCGAGAUCGAACACUACGGUUGUUUGGUUGAUCUUUUAGGAAGGGCAGGACAUUUGGAAGAAGCUGAGAGAUUGGUGGAGCGCAUGCCGUAUGAGGCUAAUGGGGUAAUUCUCAGUUCUUUUCUGUUUGCCUGUGGAUAUGCAAAGGACGUGACGAGGGCAGAGAAGGUGAAGGAUAAGGCGAUUGAGUUGGAGCCGUGGAACAGUGGGAUUUAUGUUAUGAUGAGGAAUAUGUAUGCUAAAGAGAAGAGAUGGAAGGAUGUUAGAGAAGUGAAGGGAUUGAUGAGGGAAAUGGGGGCAAAGAAAGAGGCUGGUUGCAGUGCAGUUGAAGUUGAUGGUGAGGUUUGGGAGUUUGUAGCUGGGGAUAAUAAGGUAAAUCCUCAUUGUGAGGAUAUUUAUUUGCUCUUGGAGCACUUGCAGAUGUGCAUGAAGAUGCAAGCAAUGCAGGACACACCAUUUCAAUCUGAUUGACUAAUAUUUGUCCAAACAGUAAUUCACACUUUUACUAUUUGAGUCUCUGGAAGUUGUGUUUACUCAGGUGUUUUUAUUGUUAAUUUGAUCAUUCAUGCAAAAGAUGUUUAAUAUUAAUUGAAUAACAAAUGUUGUAUCCCCAA
Molecule: messenger RNA, 3387 nt
Organism: Cuscuta campestris
Lineage: Eukaryota; Viridiplantae; Streptophyta; Magnoliopsida; Solanales; Convolvulaceae
Source: the annotation of a GenBank genome assembly